Molecule: messenger RNA, 1245 nt
Organism: Microtus ochrogaster (prairie vole)
Lineage: Eukaryota; Metazoa; Chordata; Mammalia; Rodentia; Cricetidae
Gene: Mrpl39
Product: mitochondrial ribosomal protein L39
Cellular component (GO): mitochondrion
Molecular function (GO): RNA binding; nucleotide binding
Source: RefSeq, a predicted model, not a curated record
ACUACGGUUGGAAGGCUGCUGCUUUGCCGGCCCAGCCCGGGCGGCGGGGCCCGCUGGAACACUUUCCAACUCCAACAUUGCUUCCUUUCCACCGAGCCUGGUUUCCUCCCACUUGCUUUUGGGACGCCACUGAGAAGAUCGGUGGAUGUGAGAGAAAACCAGAGGAUUUAUAGCGACAUCGCCAGCUGCUCAGCUGUCACCCACCGAACUGACAGAAAUGAGGAACGAACUUUUUAAUAAAGAGAAAAGUAGGCAGUUAUCGUUAACUCCCCGAACAGAAAAGAUCGAAGUUAAGCAUGUUGGGAAAACUGAUCCUGGUGUCGUCUUCUUGAUGAACAAAAACAUUUCAACUCCCUACAGUUGUGCCAUGCAUUUAAGUGAGUGGUACUGCAGGAAGUCCAUUCUGGCGCUUGUGGACGGACAGCCGUGGGACAUGUAUAAGCCUUUGACCAAGUCCUGUGAGAUUAAAUUUCUUACUUUCAAAGACCCUGACCCAAGAGAAGUGAAUAAGGCCUACUGGCGUUCUUGUGCCAUGAUCAUGGGCUGUGUAGUAGAAAGGGCCUUCAAAGACGAGUAUACAGUCACCUUGGUGAGAGCACCAGAAGUUCCUGUAAUCGCUGGGGCCUUCUGCUAUGAUAUAGUUUUGGAUAAGAGGCUGGAUGAAUGGAUGCCAACAAAAGAGAACCUGCGUUCUUUAACAAAAGAUGCCCAUGGUUUAAUGUUUCGGGACCUUCCCUUUGAAACGCUGGAAGUUGAUGCAAAAGUAGCCUUAGAAAUCUUUCAACAUAACAAGUAUAAGUUGGACUUCAUAGAGGAGAAGGCAUCUCAGAAUCCUGAGAGAAUAGUCAAGUUACACAGAAUUGGUGACUUCAUCGAUGUGAGUGAAGGCCCUCUUAUCCCAAGAACAAGCAUCUGUUUCCAGUACGAAGUGUCAGCAGUCCAUAAUCUCCACUCCACUCAGACGAGCCUCACAAGGAGAUUUCAGGGCCUGUCCUUACCCACCCACUUGAGAGCUCAUUUUACAAUAUGGGACAAGCUAUUGGAAAGAUCACGGAAAAUGGUGACUGAAGAUGAAAUCAGACAAACAGAGAACACUGUAUCUACCCAGUAACUUUCUAAAAUUUAAGUAUGUACAGUAAGUUAAAAUAAAAGCCUUUAAUAUAAUAUGUUUGCUUUAGCUCUGGCUACGUCAGCAAAGUCCAUGCCCCACAACCUCCAUUUAUAAACAUAUGUGGAAAUACACAG